AUGUGGUGCAGCAAGAGGAUCAUGUUCGCUUGUGUGCUUCUGCACGCGGAGGCCUCCUCCUUCUCCUCCUCCUCCUCCUCCUCCUCCUCCUACCUCAAUUUCUCUCUCCUCUUCCAGCAGGUGGCGCUGACGAGGAUCCUUCGCAAGCUCUGGCAGGCUCCCUCAAGCUCCCUGCUUGAGCUCGUCGUUGCCGUGUGGUACAUCCGAGCACGAGGAUGCGGGGGGAGCACAGACACUUGGUGCUCCCUCCCCGUCAUCUCGCUGUGUGCUGGUUGGAUCCUCAGCCGCUGCUCCGACUGUCUCUCCAAGUCCUCCUUUGCCCUGGUCCUCGCCGUCACCUCUUGGACAGACGUCAAGCAAAGGUCCGCACAAGCUCGUCGCAUCCUCCAGCUCCUUGUCCUCGGGCUUCCCUUCGCCGCCGCCAUCCUGCUAGUUUCCUCCUUCUUGUCUGCCCCUCUCCUCCCUGUGCUCGGAGUGCCUCUCUUCCUCAUCGGCUUUCCCCGCCCUCGCAGGCACUGGCCGCAGACAGCCUCCUUCUCCUCUUCCUCCUUCGAUGCCGCCUACUACCAGCAGCUCGUCCCUUCCCUCUCAUCCUCCCUGCUCCGAGCACUGCGCCAGGGCUCGCUGGGCUUCGGGUGGGCGGGAGACGAAAUGCUGCUGGUGAGGAGGGAGGGGAUGCUUCUGUUCGUGCAACUGCUGGAGCAGGGGAGCGACUACGUUCACUUCCUCUUCAAGGGGCUCGAGUUUCAAGAGACAAGCUGCCAUCACGUGGAGGCAGGCGCAGUGGAGGAGGCGAUGAACGAGGCUUUGCAGGACUCCUCCUCCUCCUCCUCCUCCUCCUCCUCUCUUCGACAACUCAUCGGCAAACGGCUCAUGACGGCCAUAGUCCCCGUCUGCAUCCUGCCGGUCGAGCUCUACUCCAUAGGCGACAUCCAGCUGACUGGUGUCAUCGACCGACCUGAGAACUCCUCAGCUCUGGCCCAGCUAUUCUCCUCUGCCCUCACUUGGCUCCUUCACCUCCGCCUCUCGCAUGGCCUUCCAUCCUCAUGGUUUGACUUCCACCAGCUGGAGGAUCUGCUGGGUAUGCCUCUUGACCAGUGCGAGUUUGAUAGUUUCGACGACGAGUGGGCGAAGUAUGUUGGGAUGGGAGGAGGAGGAGGAGGGGGAGGAGGAGGAGGCGAGCGGGGUGUGGGGAGAAAGGAGGAGCCGGCGAAGAGAUCUACAUUACAAGAGCAGCAGACAGACGGGGGCAACGCGCAGCCGUUCAACGAAUUCGAAGUUUCGCAUCCAACGACACUCAUAGCGGAUUCAGGGAGCAUCAAAACCAAGGCUUCGCUUCCGGUACUGGAGCUGGAGGAGGAGGAGGACCUCGAGGACUUCAUUGACAAGCUCACGGUGUCUGCAAAGGAUUUCGGGCAGGGAGAGCAGCACGUGAAGGAUCGCGAGGAGCUGGUGGUGGAGACAAGCACAAGUUGCUCGGGCGUCAAAUUCGGCAGCGCAGAGCAGGAGAAGGAACAGGGGAGGUCGACCUCUCUUGUCAAGUACACCAACACAGAGAACAGCAAGCUCUUGCUCUCCCUGCGCAGACUGCACGCUGCCUGCUGGGGUGUUGUGGAGGAGUGGGGGCACACGACAUCUUCGAGCGGGCCGGACCACGUAGUCAGCCUCUUCCAGGAGCAGUUACCGUCCUCCCUGCACGCGAGGUGGCUCGAGGAGCGGCAUGACCUCAAGAAGCUCGUCCUCCAGGCUUACAAGUACGCGUUCAAGUUCGUAUACGACAUGAGCGUCUACGGCCUUGAGAGGAGCCACGAGGAGCUGCGAGACGCGUUCAACUCCUACGACAACGAGUGGCAGCUGGGCUCUGAGUCCAGCGCAGACUGGGCAGAGGCCGUGGAGAAGAGGACCCCGAACCUCAUGGCUGUCUUCAAGGACCAGGGGACCUACCGAGCUCGCGUUGCCACCCUGAUGAAGUCGGAGAUGCAGGUGGCCAGGCUCAACGGGGAGAGCGUCCGCGGCUUGUGGUCGGCUCUCAACAUGGAGCUGCUCUACUUUGCCAACGACGACGAUGAGAGAUACUCGAUCCAGGCACCGGGAGCGAUGUAG
Molecule: messenger RNA, 2103 nt
Organism: Guillardia theta CCMP2712
Lineage: Eukaryota; Cryptophyceae; Pyrenomonadales; Geminigeraceae
Exons: 6
Coding region: 1-2103 (700 amino acids)
Cellular component (GO): membrane
Source: RefSeq, a predicted model, not a curated record